Molecule: messenger RNA, 984 nt
Organism: Drosophila elegans
Lineage: Eukaryota; Metazoa; Arthropoda; Insecta; Diptera; Drosophilidae
Gene: Jhbp5
Product: protein takeout
Exons: 4
Coding region: 77-859 (260 amino acids)
Source: RefSeq, a predicted model, not a curated record
GCAGCUAGGCAGCCACCACAAGCCGUUUGCCGGUGACCACUGUCAGAGCUCUACAAGAAUCGCAAGGAAGCACGAAAUGAAACUACACUGGUCGAUCGGUUUGCUUCUGCUCCUAGGAGUUGUACUGCAGGUGGAUUGGAUAACAGCUAAGCCUCCGACGAAGAAGUCACUGCCAUCAUUCCUCAAGGUAUGCCAUCGUGAUUCCCCGGACCUAAACACAUGCGCCCGUGAAUCCUAUGAAGCGCUGCGACCGCGACUGAUGGACGGCAUUCCCGAGCUCUAUAUACCAGCCAUGGAGCCACUGGUCGUUCCGCAGGUGAAGAUGGACCAGGACUCCGGUGCCAUCUAUCUGCACUCCGUGUAUCGGAACGUGAAAGUCACGGGCAUUUCGAAGCACACAGUGAACGAGAUGCGCUUGGAGCCCUCAAAGCUGAAGUUCAUCGUGUCGCUGACCUUUCCCAAUCUGCACAUGGAAUCAGACUACAGCAUUAAGGGAAAAAUCAUGAUGAUGCCUCUUCUUGGCGAUGGCCACUGCAAGGUGGAUCUAACAAACAUCACCAUGCGCACUGAACUGAUCGGACAGGAAUACAACAAGAAUGGAGCCAACUAUCUUAAGAUCAACACGGUUAACGUCAAGUACGAGCUAUCAGAUGUACACAUACACCUGGACAACCUGUUCAACGGAGACAAGGCUUUGGGCGACCGGAUGAACGAGUUCCUCAACGAGAACUGGAAGGCCUUGGCCGAGGAAGUGCGUCCACUGAUGUCCAAGGCUCUAGUGGACAUUUUGAGAGCCUCCGUGGACAAGCUUUUCUCAUCUUUCAGCUACGAUGAUCUCCUGCCCAGGGGCAGUAACUAAAUGGAGACUGUGGAGACUGGUGAACAGUGUAUUAUCCAACUUAAAGAUUUAAUCGUAGUACAAAGAAUAGCCUACAAAUAAGCACACAAUUAAAUGCGAAAUAAAUUAUGAAUAUAAUACAUAAA